Papilio xuthus (Asian swallowtail) is the source of this 2100-nucleotide messenger RNA. RefSeq lists its product as uncharacterized. The record is from RefSeq and is a predicted model, not a curated record. NCBI's taxonomy places the organism in Eukaryota, Metazoa, Arthropoda, Insecta, Lepidoptera, Papilionidae. Bases 111 to 1298 code for a protein of 395 amino acids. The transcript has 8 exons.
UGGCGUGCAAUCGCCGGUUAGUUCGCGCAAGGUCAAGUUCGGAACGAGUCAUUGCUCCACUGCAUAGUUCAGCUCCCGCGCAUCUUGUCUUUGGAUCCUCACGAUCCAAAAUGUUGCGGAAGACAAUAUUCACAAUUUGCCUGUUCUGUGUGUCCGCACAAGCGCUCGCCAGCAGUGAUGACAAAUUCAUCAAAAAAUACGCCAUGAUGAAGAUCUAUGAAAGCUGUUUUGGUCCUGAAGUUGUAAAACAAAUUAGAGAAGAAAUGAAAGACGCGUAUGCAAAAUGCUCUUUACCGCCAUCUUUCGAGGAGUCCUCGAAUCCGUCCCAAAUGUCGUCUGUAUUACUCGGGAAGUUACCGCCCGGUUUCUCAAUGGAUCCGAGUACGCAAACCAUCACUAAGCCAACAGAUGGCGCUUCUCUGAAUCAAGAAAAUGAUUUGCCAAAUCUUGACACAAAACCACAAAAACCAACACCAAUGGCAGGAGUUCUAUCAUUCAGACCAUUGACACCAAAUUUCCCGCAACAAGCUAUCCCACAAGCGGGUAUCCCGCCUUACAUGAUGCAAAAUCCCCAGUUCCGUCCCUUUAGCCCAGGAGCCUCUUUCUUCCAAACUCCAUACAGCGCGCCUGGAAUGUUCUAUCCACCUGGACUUCCAUACAAUCCAUACGCCUACCCACAGCAGUUCCAGCAAGCAUUUUACCAGCAACCGUUCUUCGGAGCGGGCAGAAUGGCGUUGGGUACAAGACAGAUGAAAUCCUACGAGUCCCCUCGCGAUUUGGACAUUCGUGACCGUCUAGAGUUAAUCUCUCGCGGACCGAGCGCUGGAAGACUGCGUAACGUGACCUGUGUGAUGCAAGAACUCGGCUACAUCGACCACAACCUCGAGCCAAACUACGAGCAGAUCACUCAGCGCAUCAACAACUUACCAGUCCCAACCGCACUUAAGACAGACAUUCAAGAUGGCCUACACUUCUGUCAGAAAUUCUCGCAAUGUGUACCAGAAAUCAAACGCGACGUGGCGCCACUUUCUCAAGAGCUAAUCAAACCAAUGUUCUUCUUCAGAUGCUACAAGCACAAAAAACUAGAAGCAUGUAUCAUGAAAGACAUUCGAGAACGUUUCACAUCGGAAGAUGAAUUGGACUCCGAAAGUGAUUUCAGAUUCAUUUCUAGGUCGGCUCGGUCAGUCCGCGAAGAUUCCCUGCCCGACCCGAGGUUUGAAGCUCUGGACGAAAUGGCCGCAUACUUCUACGACUAUUUAAGCGGUAGCACAGGAACGGACUAUGAUUUGUAUCUGUAGACUAUAAAUUUUAACUUAAAACUAUAUAGUAUUAAAGCGUAUAAAAGUUGUUUUAUCUGUGGCUCAGUGUUUCGGUUAAGCAAUUUGUCAAAAAAAUUGAAGAAGAAAAAAUGUUUUUUUUUAUGUAUUUGUUCACUGAGAUUUCUAAUUCCCGAUAUGUCAAUUAUAAUUCAAUGCCAAUAAUUUAAUGGUAGUAGGAGUUAACAAAAUGGUUAAGCAAAUUAUAUUUGUAAUUUUAUUAAUAUAGAUUUGCAAAGGCUGGUAAUUUUAAGAUUUUUUUUGUUAUUUUUUUGCAUUUACCUAUAACAUUCGUUGCUCAAAAUAUUUGUGACAAAGUUCAAGAACAAUAGUGCAAAUACACGGCAUUUACAUAAUUUAUGUAUUAAGCAUCGGAAAAUCUUAUAAUUGUAAUCUAUAGAAUGUAGUAGAAGAAUAAGAAAGUAUGCUAAGAUUAAUCUAUAGUUAUAAUCCAGGGCCGGUUAAAAAGGACGAGGCUGGGCAAACUUUCGCGUCUAUUAGUGCCCUGGUCUCGCCGAAGUCCUUAAAUCCUUACUGUCGUAAUUAAAACCAUUCUUGCAGCCUUAUUAUACCAUAGACAUUUUUUUUCAAUCUUAACAAUAAUUCUAAUCUCAAAAAACAUUAAUAGGUAUAUCUCAAGUAAAAUAAUUUGUGCGUCUCGGAGGCCUAAUUCAGUCCUCUUUCCCUUCCCCCCCUUUUUCUUAUAAGGAAAGGAUGGGAAGUGGAAGUGGACUUUCCGGUUGAGAGGAUGCACGGAAAGGGAAAUUAUUUUCGUUCUGUGCAU